Messenger RNA from Gopherus flavomarginatus (Mexican gopher tortoise), 1872 nucleotides. It is a transcript of the gene FOXC1, whose product is annotated as forkhead box C1. The record is from RefSeq and is a predicted model, not a curated record. Gene Ontology annotation, molecular function: RNA polymerase II cis-regulatory region sequence-specific DNA binding; DNA-binding transcription factor activity, RNA polymerase II-specific. Gene Ontology annotation, biological process: cell differentiation; anatomical structure morphogenesis; regulation of transcription by RNA polymerase II. The transcript has 2 exons. NCBI's taxonomy places the organism in Eukaryota, Metazoa, Chordata, Testudines, Testudinidae. The coding region runs from base 1 to 1593 and encodes 530 amino acids.
AUGCAGGCUCGCUACUCGGUGUCCAGUCCCAACUCGCUGGGAGUCGUGCCUUACCUCGGCGGGGAGCAGAGCUACUACCGGGCCGCUGCGGGAGGGGGCUACACCGCCAUGCCGGCCCCUAUGAGCAUGUACUCGCACCCGGCCCACGAGCAGUACCCGGCCGGCAUGGCGAGAGCCUACGGCCCUUACACCCCGCAGCCGCAGCCCAAGGAUAUGGUGAAGCCCCCCUACAGCUACAUCGCCCUCAUCACCAUGGCCAUCCAGAACGCGCCGGACAAGAAGAUCACCCUGAACGGGAUCUACCAGUUCAUCAUGGAGCGCUUCCCCUUCUACCGGGACAACAAGCAGGGCUGGCAGAACAGCAUCCGCCACAACCUCUCGCUCAACGAGUGCUUCGUCAAGGUGCCCCGGGACGACAAGAAGCCGGGCAAGGGCAGCUACUGGACGCUGGACCCGGACUCCUACAACAUGUUCGAGAACGGCAGCUUCCUGCGGCGGAGGCGGCGCUUCAAGAAGAAAGACGCCGUCAAGGACAAGGAGGAGAAGGACCGGCUGCACCUCAAGGAGCAGCCCCAGCCCCGGCAGCACCCGCAGGCCGAGCAGGAGGGCGGCGGGGCUGGGGGCGCGGCGGGGAGCGGGGCGGGCCCGCAGCAGCCGCCGCCGGUCCGCAUCCAGGACAUUAAGACCGAGAACGGCACCGCGUCCCCCCCGCAGGCCGGCUCGCCUCCCGGCGGGGGAGCGGCCGCCCUCAGCAGCGCCGUGCCCAAGAUCGAGAGCCCGGACAGCAGCAGCAGCCUGUCCAGCGGCAGCAGCCCCCGCAGCAGCCUCCCCUCCAGCCGCUCGCUCAGCCUGGAGGCGCCCGAUCCGCAGCACCAGCCGCACCACAGCCAAGGCUUCAGCGUGGACAACAUCAUGACCUCGCUGCGGGGCUCGCCCCAGGGCGCCAGCGACCUCGGCUCCAGCCUCCUCGCCGCCUCCUCCGCCUCCUCCUCGGCCACCUCGGUCCGCACCGGCAUCCCCCCCGCGGUGGCCCUCGGCAGCUACUCCCCGGGCCAGGGCUCCCUCUACAGCUCGCCCUGCAGCCAGGGCCCCAACCCAGGCAGCGGGGCCGCGGCCGGGGGCACCUACCACUGCAACAUGCAAGCCAUGAGCCUGUACGCCGCGGCCGCCGCCGCAGGGGGAGGCGAGCGGGGCGGCCACCUGGGCAGCAGCGCGGCCAGCCCGGUGGAAGACCCCCUACCCGACUACACCCUGCCCAGCAGCAGCAGCGCCUCCUCGCUGAGCCACGGCAGCUUGAGCACGGCGGCCGGCCACCAGGAGGGGCACCACGCCGCGCACCAGGGGCGCCUGGCCUCCUGGUACCUGAACCAAGCCACGGCGGCGGGAGACCUGGGCCACUUGGCCAGCGCCGCCGGCUACCCCGGCCAGCAGCAGAACUUCCACGCGGUGCGGGAGAUGUUCGAGUCCCAGCGGCUGGGCUUGAAUAACUCGCCGGUGAACGGGAAUAGCAGCAGCUGUCAGAUGGCCUUUCCCUCCGGCCAGUCUCUCUACCGCACCUCGGGGGCCUUCGUGUAUGACUGCAGCAAGUUCUGACCCACAGCAGGCCCCCACCCCAUCCCGAACAACACAGCAACGAGGCCAGCCUUCAAGCAAGGACUAGAUCGUUUCUUUACCAAACCAAGCCGCCUCCUGCAAGCAGCAAGCCCCGAGCGAACUCUCACGUAGUUUGUACAGAGACAGCCCCAAAAACAAAUAUAAAUAAAAACUAAGUCAUGCCUUGGUGUGUUAAAAGGACAGUGUUACUCCAAAUAACACGCAAACUCCCGUAGGCUCGGCAGGACAUGGCUUCUAGUGGGGAAUACAGAAUCGGGC